GUGAAAUUGGAUCAUCUGGGACCUAUGGUGGUGAACAAAGAUGGGACUUUGUCGAGAAUUGGCAAUUGGGAUCAGAUGACGGAGCAGGAGAAGAAGAAUACGUUGAGGAUCUUGGGGAAGAGGAACAAACAGAGAACGAGUGCGUUGAAGGAGGCGGAG
Molecule: messenger RNA, 159 nt
Organism: Zymoseptoria tritici IPO323
Lineage: Eukaryota; Fungi; Ascomycota; Dothideomycetes; Mycosphaerellales; Mycosphaerellaceae
Exons: 1
Source: RefSeq, a predicted model, not a curated record